AUGGAACGCACGUCGGAUUUUCCACUGCGCAUUGUCAAAACGUAUCUGUCACAAUUAGUCGAUGAUCGCCAACGUUUCAUUUUGGAUGAUUUGGCAAAAUGUUCCGAAUCGUCGGAUGAAAUGCGACAUUAUAUCCAUCGUAAACUACGUCAAAUAGACGCGACACCAACAGCCACGUCAAAAGUACAACUGUUGAAAGAAAUAUUUCAGAAAUUUGCCCAACGUGAGCGGACGAAAGAAGGUCUGAAUGAUUUGUAUGAUUUUAAAUUAAAAUAUCCGAAUAUUGACAUCCAGCCGUAUUUAUCAUCGACGACCGAGUCGUUUCAAAAGUUUGUUAGCGACGGCUUGAAAAAAAUCGAGAUUGAAAGACAACAACAACAACUAUCCUCAUUACCAUUGAGCGAGAGCAAUAGUACUAACAAUAGUGGUGAUGGUGGAGAUACAUUACUUUCACAAUAUACACGUUUGCAUCGGGAAAAGACACAGCAACUGAAAGAACAAUUUGUGUGGAUUGAUACCAUCUCGUCGUCACCUUCUUCAAACGAGCAACCAUCGUCGUCAUUACAAAUACCUGAUUUUGUACCAAUUUAUAACGAAAAAAUGAAAAUAAUCAAAGAAAAGUUUAAAACUGAGUUAGGCGAUGAUCUUCUAUUUGAUAAUCAGACUAAUGAUGAUCAACAGCUUAAUCGACAUCGAUUUUUUGAUCCAAAAUUGUACGGACAACGUUUAGAUUUGAUGCGGCAACAAUGUGGAUUAACAACAGCAACAAGUAGUGGAGCAGGAGUGAAAUCAACGGUACUUAGUAGUAGUAGUAGUAGUAGUAGUAAUAUCAAGCCUUGCGGUUAG
Didymodactylos carnosus is the source of this 846-nucleotide messenger RNA. The record is from the annotation of a GenBank genome assembly. Lineage: Eukaryota; Metazoa; Rotifera; Eurotatoria; Philodinida; Philodinidae.